Molecule: messenger RNA, 6657 nt
Organism: Cheilinus undulatus (humphead wrasse)
Lineage: Eukaryota; Metazoa; Chordata; Actinopteri; Labriformes; Labridae
Product: ELKS/Rab6-interacting/CAST family member 1-like
Exons: 20
Coding region: 697-4041 (1114 amino acids)
Biological process (GO): neuromuscular synaptic transmission; maintenance of presynaptic active zone structure; regulation of synaptic plasticity
Cellular component (GO): cytoskeleton of presynaptic active zone
Molecular function (GO): structural constituent of presynaptic active zone
Source: RefSeq, a predicted model, not a curated record
AAAAAAAGAAAUCCCAGUGGUGCUUAAAUUUGAUUUGAAAACUGUUGAGUGUGAUUUAAGAUGUAUUUAGUCAGUAAUUUGCCUCCUGGAUGUGUUGUUUUGCCAAAAUGUUUGCAAGUUUGGUUUUGCUCCUGUCUACAUUGAUCCUGCAGCCCCCCACCAGAAUCUCGUGACCGCGCGUUCAAAACUCAAGCGUGGCGAAGAAGACUACCGUGAACGCGCACAGCAGCCUUGACGUCACUCAGGCGCCCUGGCUCUCCUGAGCCGCUGGUACUGCUGGCAAAAGAUGGGAAAAUCGUACAGACAUCUACUGAGUCAACAGCAUAAAAUGAAGAUUUUUGCAGCAGAUUUCCAUUUGACAGAGGAUUCAACUGUGACACCGCUUUGAGCUACAGCUGUCAACGGAAAAGGAUCAACUGUGUUUUAUCCACAGAUCUGUGUCAUUACAUGUAGUACUGGACAGCUCCUGUUGAAGAAGGGAAGACUGUCAGCAUUGUCUGUUCAGGAAAGUGGAGCUCACCAGACCUCUGUUUUGUCAUGAACAUUGUGCCCACCGUCUUCAGUUGAGGCAGGAUUACCAAGACGAAUUCAUAGAAUUGGUGAAAGUCACAAACACAGAACCAGCAAGAACAAACACCAACAGUUGAGUUCUGCUUUGAAUUCUGCUUUCUGCUCCAUUCUUCCAUUUCGGAGAAGAUGUACGGUAGUGCCCGAUCUGUUGGCAGAGAGGACGCCAACCAUAGUGGAGGAAGAGAUGGCGGUGGUUCCGGUAAUCAGGGAUCAGGCCGUUCCCCUCGCCUUCCCCGUUCGCCUCGGAUGGGGCACCGUCGCACUAAUAGCACUGGAGGCAGUGGAGGGGGCCCUGGAGGAGCUGGAGGCAAAACAUUAUCCAUGGAAAACAUCCAGUCCCUCAACGCUGCGUAUGCCACUUCAGGACCGAUGUACCUAAGUGACAAUGAGGUUGCCAUGGCAGGUGACCACCUUCCAAAAAGUGGUGGUACAGUGACGACAAUGGGGAGACAAAGGGUGACAUAUGGAUCAAGGGGCAGCAGCAGUGGAGUUGUGGCUGCUAGCACCCCAAACAUCUCCACUACAGUGCCUGCUAAUGCUGUACUGCCAGCAGGCAUGAUGGCAGGUGAUGCCCUAGCUUUUGGGGACCACCACAUGGCCUCCACUGUGCCCCAUUCUCUGAGGCAGGCCAGAGACAACACUAUACUUGACCUGCAGGCCCAGCUGAAAGAGGUUCUGCGUGAAAAUGAGCUGCUGCGACGAGAAGUGGAAGUUAAGGAGAGCAAGCUAAGCUCUUCCAUGAAUUCAAUCAAGACCUUUUGGAGUCCAGAGUUAAAGAAGGAGCGCGCUCUCAGGAAAGACGAGGUUUCGAAGAUAACGGUCUGGAAAGAACAAUACCGUGUGAUUCAAGAUGAAGCACAGCAUCUUCAAAUGACUGUUCAGGCUCUCCAGGAUGAGCUGAGGAUCCAAAGAGACCUCAACCAGCUGCUCCAGCAGGACCCCGCCAGCCAAAGUCGGGACCUGGCACUGUCAUCCGAACCCACAGAGGAGAACUACCGGCGGCUACAGGGGGAGCAUGAGAGGCAGGCCAAAGAGCUCUUCCUCCUUAGGAAGACCCUGGAGGAGAUGGAACUGAGGAUUGACACGCAGAAGCAAACACUGGGAGCCAGGGAUGAGUCCAUCAAGAAACUGCUGGAGAUGCUGCAGAGCAAAGGGCCAUCUGCCAAGGCAUCAGAGGAGGACCAGGAGCGAACCAGAAGACUGGCUGACGCAGAGAUGCACAGGCAUCACCUUGAGAGUUUACUGGACCAGAGAGAGCGAGAGAUUAAUGCACUAAGAGAGGAGCUGCACCGCCGAUAUGAAGGAACCUCAGAGUCGACUAAAACCAAGGCUCUUCAGACUGUCAUCGACAUGAAGGACGCAAAAAUCAACUCAAUGGAGCGGAACCUGAGAGACAUGGAGGAGGAGCUGCUAAUGAUGAAAUCAAAUGGACUUCUGAGCUGCGAAGAGCGUCAGGAAGAGAUGAAGCAGAUGGAGGUGUACCGCAGCCACACUAAGUUCAUGAAAAACAAGAUGGAGCAGGUGAAGCAGGACCUCUCCAGGAAGGACACAGAGCUUCUUGGCUUGCAGACCAAGCUGGAGACGCUCAAUAACCAGUUUUCUGACAGCAAGCAGCACAUCGAAGUCCUUAAGGAAUCCCUCACUGCUAAGGAGCAGCGAGCCGCUAUCUUACAGACGGAGGUGGAUGCCUUGCGUCUGCGCUUGGAAGAGAAGGAGGCAACUUUGAAUAAGAAGAGCAAGCAGAUACAAGAAAUGUCAGAGGAGAAGGGCACACUCAAUGGGGAGAUCCAUGACCUGAAGGACAUGCUGGAGGUUAAGGAGCGCAAAGUGAAUGUGCUACAGAAGAAGAUUGAGAACCUCCAGGAGCAACUGAGGGACAAGGAAAAGCAGAUGAGCAGUCUAAAGGAGAGGGUGAAGUCUUUGCAAGCAGACACGUCCAACACCGACACAGCCCUCACCACACUGGAGGAGUCUCUUGCAGAAAAGGAGCGCAUCAUCGAACGUCUAAAAGAGCAGCGAGACAGAGACGACCGGGAAAAGACGGAGGAGCUCGAUCGCACCAAGAAGGAACUUAAAGAGUUGAAGGAGCGACUGAGUUUACUGCAGGGAGACCUGUCAGACAGAGAGUCGUCUCUGUUGGACCUCAAGGAGCAUGCUUCAUCCCUGGCCUCCUCAGGGCUGAAGAAGGAUUCCAAACUCAAGAGUCUGGAGAUCACGUUGGAGCAGAAGAGGGAGGAAUGCCUCAAACUGGAGAAUCAUCUAAAGAGGGUUCAGAAUGCAGCCCUUGAGGCUCAGGCGAACACUGAGCUUGUGGAGCGCAUUAAGAACCUCGAACAGGAAGUGGCUCGCCACAGGGAGGAUUCUGGGAAGGCUCAGGCUGAGGUGGACCGCCUACUGGAGAUCCUUCGGGAAAUGGAGAUUGAGAAGAAUGACAAGGACAAAAAGAUUAAUGAGCUGGAGAGCUUGGCUUCCAGGCAGAUGAAGGACCAAACGAAGAAAGUAGCGUCCCUGAAGCACAAGGAGCAGGUGGAGAAGAGCAGGAAUGCUCGGCUCAUGGAGGAGGCCAGGAAGAGGGAGGACAACAUGUCUGAGAGCUCCCAGCAGGUGAAGGACACUCUGCGUCUGAAGACGGAGCGCAUAGAGGAGCUGGAGGAGGCCCUGAGAGAGAGUGUUCAGAUCACUGCGGAGAGAGAGAUGAUACUGGCUCAGGAGGAGGCAGCUCGGUCUCUCAAGGAGAAGCAGAUGGAGGAGCUGCUGGGAGCCAUGGAGAAGGUGAAGCAGGAGCUGGAGUCCAUGAGGGCUAAGCUGGCCUCCACCCAGCAGUCUCUGUGUGAAAAGGAGGCACACCUCUCCACCCUGCGAGCGGAGCGCAGGAAACACCUGGAGGAGGUGCUGGAGAUGAAGCAGGAGGCGCUGUUGGCUGCUAUCAGUGAGAAGGACGCAAACAUUGCGCUGCUGGAGUUGUCCUCCUCUAAAAAGAAGAAGACCCAGGAUGAGGUGGCUCUGCUGAAGCGAGAGAAGGACAGACUGGUGCAGCAGCUGAAGCAGCAGACUCAGAAUCGAAUGAAACUGAUGGCAGACAACUAUGAAGAUGACCAUCUGAAGACUGCCCCGGACCACACAAAUCACAAACCCUCUCCAGAUCAGAUGAUCCCCCCUCUUGUAGCCCUGUCCCAGAACCGCAGUAAGCUCAAGCUCUACAUCGCCCACCUGACAGACCUCUGCCAUGACCGGGACCCUACCAUCCUCAGCCAGCUCACACCGCCCUCUCACUACCACCACAGCGACCCCGAAGACUGGGAGGACGAGGUCCAGAAGAUGAGUGUGGAACAGUUGGAGCGGGAGCUGGAGGUGUGUGAGAAGGAGAGUGGAGAGCUGCAAGAGUACGCCAACUCUGUCCUCCAGCAGAUUGCAGAUUACUGCCCAGACAUCCUUGAGCAGGUAGUCAACGCUCUGGAGGAGUCAUGCUGACAACUCUGACCUCAGACACAACUGGGCUGAUCCCUGGUCCUCACAUAAACUCGUAGCUGAGCCCAGGAACCCCUACCUCCACUCAAAAAGGCUCCUGGAAGGAUGACAGGAUCCUAUCAGAGCCUGCUGAGCUUCUCUUUCUUGCUCUCCUCGUCCAUUCUGAAACAAACGCUCAGACUCUGAAGUGCUUUCCUGUGUCUCUUUGGUAUCGGGCUCGCAGAAACAAAUUAGAGAUGUUCACCAACAGAGAGUAUGCCCAUUUCAGGUAGGCAAUCGCAUACAAGAGGUUAAUGGAAAAUAGAAUCAAAACCUUUAGCAUUUGUGAACUCUCCAAAUUCAGUUUCUUGCGUGUAAGAAAAAAAUCACUGCACAUCAGCUACUCUGGGGCAAGUGAGUUAAGAGGGAGAGUGGAUCAGAUGAAAGAAUAAAACUUGAGCACAAAGUCUUUUAGUAUACUGCCAGGCUUCCUCUCCCUAGAUGUUUGCACUCAGCAGGAAGUAUAAGAUCAAGCACAGUUACCUCACCAACUUUUAUCUCAGUCUUUGACCCCUUUAGACUCCUCUCAAGUCAAAGGGAAGAAGCUUGUUCCUAACACAGGGUAGGGAAGCACUUUUUCUGGCUGAGUGAUGAGGAGCUGCUACAUCUUCGGCAGAGCAGAGAGGAAAUGAGCUCAGAGGGUAAAUCACAGAGCCAUGUAGAAGCUUGUUAAGUACUAGAAGUAGUGUUCCCUAACUAGGAGGCCAUUAGAAAAUUAAAGCUACUGGUGGCAGAUUGUCUGAACUCUUAGGAAAUGCCACUUUUAAACCAAAUAAAUGCAGCAUGUUCUCCAAAUGUUUCCUCUCCCAGCUCAGAGCUGUGGAUGUGUCACUGUAGCCACGAUUAGUUUGUAGGUACGUCUUCACUGCGCCCUCUGAGGUCAGAGAGGGGGAUCAAGGCCAUGACCAGUGAAAGGUCAGCUUUUAGUUACACUUUGUUCUCAAAUAUGAGUGAGAGAGAGAGAGUAAAUUAAAAAAAAGCUUUUAUUCUUGAUAAUGUAUUGAGUUUUAGAUGGUUUUGCACAUGGCGUCCACUUGUUUAUGAGGUAUGCAAUGUUUCUUUUGAGAACGUUCUAGUGGCCUUGGAGCAUUCACAGAGAUAAGUACUGGACCUAAUGCAGGGAUGUGAAUUUCUCUGUAAUACUGGUGCUAGGGUAUGAUGAUAAGGACUUUUGAUCUGAUCCACUGAUCUUUAGGUCACAUCCAAAGUUUCUAUAGAUGUUACUUUAAGCCCAUCUGACCUUUAGUUUUUCGAGUGAAUCUUCGAAGAAUACUAGCGACCCCUUGUUUUUGUUCUUGUAUUUUUCAGAUCACUUAAAAGAUGCAAAAUUAUGCCUCCUUUUAUUGUAUUUUUUGAAAUCUUCAGGGCUGAGGUUUUUAAUUACUAAGUGCAUCUACAUUUACAGGAAAUUAAGGUCACUUUUCAGCAGAUUUUGACUUUUUAGAUCAGUUUGUAAAUAACGUGAUAUUUACCACGUACAGUGACUGAAUAAAGGUAAUUAAGUGGAAGGUGUUGUGCAUUCUUUAAAAAAAAAAUCUGAGAAGUUCAAAGCAGUGCAGUUGUCUUUUGUGUCCAAUUUUGUCCUCAGGACAAAAUGUGUAUGUGACAGUACUGCCAUAACUUGCGGAAAGUCAUGUUCUAUAGAGAUAUAUAUAGAUAUAAUACAUAUAUAUGGAAAUGUUUACUGUAUGGAUAUGCAUUGAAUGUUUGCACAGAAUCUUGAUGAGCGAGCUGCUCUGAUCAAAAUGACCGUCAAGUUAGUGUCCUCAGCAGAAACUGAGAAGUGUCAAAAAAAUAGUGUCAAAAAUAACGUGUGAACUACAAAUGUUUUCAAACCGUGACUGUGUGAUGGGAGAGUACUUUCUUGCAUUUAUUUCUAAUGGUCAUUUUUUUAUAUCUUUUCACCAUACGGUGAUGUAAAUGUAUUAUCCUGAGAUUCCAGUGUUGUCUUUUCUUCUUACUCAUUAUGUCGAUGGUUUAUGUUUCGUUGAUGUCAAAGGCAGCCUGAUGGAUAAAAAUGAGUGUCCAACUAUCACAGCCCUCCUGCUGUUACACCAUUACAUCAAGUGACAAAACACUAAAUCCUGCUGGAAGUUUUUCUAACAAACCUCAUUCAUAUGGUUUAUUUAGAUAAAUCUGGACUAAUGUUUUAACUAAAAGCAGAACACAUCUAGUUUGGAGGUUGUUGGUUUGAUGCUUGUUUUCAUGCUUGGUGUCUGUCAAACCUCCGAGUGGGGUUUAAUUUCUCUGGGUCUCUUAAAAAAAAUCACCACUUGGUUCAGAGGAAGAAGAGAGCAUUUUGAAGUGUUUUGUUUCCCUUAUUUUCAGCCUGUGUCCCUGCCCUUGCCUUAAUGUCUCAUCAUCUCUUUUUCUUGACUCCUUAUUAAGGAACACAGAGCUGAUUAAGGGGCUUCUGUCAACUUCAUGGUAUUUGUUUUUUUUUUUUGUUGUUUUACAUUUGUAUAAGAAAUGUACUGCCUUCUGUCUGUUUGUGUUAAGAAUCAAACUGUGUAAAAAGAAAGCAAAACAGACAUGUUUGUGAGAUCUUUGGAUUUUGUAUGAAUGUAAAUAAAUAAAUUA